Kogia breviceps (pygmy sperm whale) is the source of this 7475-nucleotide messenger RNA. It is a transcript of the gene MYO7A, whose product is annotated as myosin VIIA. Gene Ontology annotation, cellular component: cytoskeleton; myosin complex. Gene Ontology annotation, molecular function: cytoskeletal motor activity; protein binding; ATP binding. The record is from RefSeq and is a predicted model, not a curated record. Lineage: Eukaryota; Metazoa; Chordata; Mammalia; Artiodactyla; Physeteridae.
GCCGGAGAGCUGCCCUGGGCAGGAAAGAAAGGGAGAGACUGAGAGAGAGAGUCACACAGUGAAAGACUGCAAGACCCAGAGAGACCCCCAGAGCAAGUCACGGAGCAAGACAGAGGAAGAGGGGGGCGUGUGUCUGCAGAUUUUCCCACACCUGCCACCCCAGCUUCCCGAGCCCUCUGUACAGGUGGCAGCUGCAGCCAGGCCGGUGGGCAGCAGGGACCCAGAACUGUGUCUGGCCAGGCGGGCGGUAGGAGCAUUUGACCAAGGACAAUGGUGAUUCUUCAGCAGGGGGACUAUGUCUGGAUGGACCUGAGAUCCGGGCGGGAGUUUGAUGUGCCCAUCGGGGCAGUGGUGAAGCUCUGUGACUCUGGGCAGAUCCAGGUGGUGGACGAUGAAGGCAAUGAACACUGGAUCUCCCCGCAGAACGCCAGGCACAUCAAGCCCAUGCACCCCACGUCUGUCCACGGCGUGGAGGACAUGAUCCGCUUGGGGGACCUCAACGAAGCUGGCAUCCUGCGCAACCUGCUCAUUAGAUACCGAGACCAUCUCAUCUACACCUACACGGGCUCCAUCCUGGUGGCUGUGAACCCCUACCAGCUGCUCUCUAUCUACUCGCCAGAACACAUCCGCCAGUACACCAACAAGAAGAUUGGGGAGAUGCCCCCACAUAUCUUCGCCAUUGCUGACAAUUGCUACUUCAACAUGAAGCGCAACAGCCGUGACCAGUGCUGCAUCAUCAGUGGGGAGUCUGGGGCAGGGAAGACGGAGAGCACAAAGCUGAUCCUGCAGUUCCUGGCGGCCAUCAGUGGGCAGCACUCGUGGAUCGAGCAGCAGGUGCUGGAAGCCACCCCCAUCCUGGAAGCAUUUGGGAAUGCCAAGACCAUUCGCAACGACAACUCAAGCCGCUUCGGGAAGUACAUUGACAUCCACUUCAACAAGCGGGGCGCCAUCGAGGGCGCCAGGAUCGAGCAGUACCUGCUGGAGAAGUCACGUGUCUGUCGCCAGGCCCCGGAUGAAAGGAAUUACCACGUGUUCUACUGCAUGCUGGAGGGCAUGGGUGAGGAACAGAAGAGGAAGCUGGGCCUGGGCCAGGCCGCGGACUAUAAUUACUUGGCCAUGGGUAACUGCAUAACCUGUGAGGGCCGCGAGGACAGCCAGGAGUAUGCCAACAUCCGCUCGGCCAUGAAGGUGCUCAUGUUCACUGACACGGAGAACUGGGAGAUCUCAAAGCUCCUGGCCGCCAUCCUGCACCUGGGCAACCUGCAGUAUGAGGACCGUACGUUUGAAAACCUGGAUGCCUGCGAGGUCCUCUUCUCCCCAUCCUUGGCCACAGCCGCGUCUCUGCUCGAGGUGAACCCCCCAGACCUGAUGAACUGCCUGACCAGCCGCACCCUCAUCACCCGCGGGGAGACGGUGUCCACCCCGCUCAGCAGGGAGCAGGCGCUGGACGUGAGAGACGCCUUCGUCAAGGGGAUCUACGGGCGGCUCUUUGUGUGGAUUGUGGACAAGAUCAACGCAGCAAUUUACAAGCCUCCCUCCCAGGAAGUGAAGAACUCUCGACAGUCCAUUGGCCUCCUGGACAUCUUUGGGUUCGAGAACUUUGCUGUGAACAGCUUCGAGCAGCUGUGCAUCAACUUCGCCAAUGAGCACCUGCAGCAGUUCUUCGUGCGACACGUGUUCAAGCUGGAACAGGAGGAGUAUGACCUGGAGAGCAUCGACUGGCUGCACAUCGAGUUCACAGACAACCAGGACGCCCUGGACAUGAUCGCUAACAAGCCCAUGAACAUCAUUUCCCUCAUCGAUGAGGAGAGCAAGUUCCCCAAGGGCACAGACACCACCAUGUUGCAUAAACUGAACUCCCAGCACAAGCUCAACUCGAACUACAUUCCCCCCAAGAACAACCACGAGACCCAGUUUGGGAUCAACCACUUUGCAGGCAUUGUUUACUAUGAGAGUCAAGGCUUCCUGGAGAAGAACCGGGACACCCUGCAUGGAGACAUCAUCCAGCUGGUCCACUCUUCCAGGAACAAGUUCAUCAAGCAGAUCUUCCAGGCUGACGUCGCCAUGGGCGCCGAGACCAGGAAGCGCUCGCCCACACUCAGCAGCCAGUUCAAGCGGUCGCUGGAGCUGCUGAUGCGCACGCUGGGUGCCUGCCAGCCCUUCUUCGUGCGCUGCAUCAAGCCCAACGAGUUCAAGAAGCCCAUGCUGUUCGACCGGCACCUGUGUGUGCGCCAGCUGCGGUACUCGGGGAUGAUGGAGACCAUCCGAAUCCGCCGAGCCGGCUAUCCCAUCCGUUACAGCUUCGUGGAGUUCGUGGAGCGGUACCGAGUGCUGCUGCCCGGCGUGAAGCCGGCCUACAAGCAGGAUGACCUUCGCGGGACAUGUCAGCGCAUGGCUGAGGCUGUGCUGGGCACCCACGAUGACUGGCAGAUCGGCAAAACCAAGAUUUUUCUGAAAGACCACCACGACAUGCUGCUGGAGGUGGAACGGGACAAGGCCAUCACUGACAGAGUCAUCCUCCUCCAGAAGGUCAUCCGGGGGUUCAAAGACAGGUCCAACUUCCUGAAGCUGAAGAAUGCUGCCACGCUGAUCCAGAGGUACUGGCGGGGCCACAACUGCAGGAGGAACUACGGGCUGAUGCGGUUGGGCUUCUUGCGGCUGCAGGCCCUGCACCGCUCCCGGAAGCUGCACCAGCAGUACUGCCUGGCCCGCCGGCGCAUCAUCGGAUUCCAGGCCCGCUGCCGCGCCUACCUGGUGCGCAAGGCUUUCCGUCAUCGCCUCUGGGCUGUGAUCACCGUGCAGGCCUACGCCCGGGGCAUGAUCGCCCGCAGGCUGCACCGGCGCCUCAGGGCUGAGUACCUGCGGCGCCUGGAGGCUGAGAAAAUGCGGCUGGCGGAGGAGGAGAAGCUCCGGAAGGAGAUGAGCGCCAAGAAGGCCAAGGAGGAGGCGGAACGCAAGCAUCAGGAACGCCUGGCCCAGCUGGCCCGUGAGGACGCAGAGCGGGAGUUGAAGGAGAAGGAGGAGGCUCGGCGGAAGAAGGAGCUCCUGGAACAGAUGGAGAGAGCCCGCCACGAGCCCAUCAAUCACUCGGACAUGGUGGACAAGAUGUUUGGCUUCCUGGGGACUUCGGGCAGCCUGCCAGGCCAGGAGGGCCAGGCACCUAGUGGUUUCGAGGACCUGGAGCGCGGGCGGAGGGAGAUGGUGGAGGAAGACCUGGAUGCGGCCCUGCCCCUGCCUGAUGAGGAUGAGGAGGACCUCUCCGAGUAUAAAUUCGCCAAGUUCGCUGCCACUUACUUCCAGGGCACGACCACGCACACCUACAACCGGCGGCCGCUCAAGCAGCCACUGCUGUACCACGACGAUGAGGGCGACCAGCUGGCGGCCCUGGCGGUCUGGAUCACUAUCCUCCGGUUCAUGGGGGACCUCCCUGAGCCCAAGUACCACACGGCCAUGAGUGACGGCAGCGAGAAGAUUCCUGUGAUGACCAAGAUUUAUGAGACUCUGGGCAAGAAAACAUAUAAGAGGGAGCUUCAGGCCCUGCAGGGCGAGGGCGAGGCCCAGCUCCCUGAGGGGCAGAAGAAGAGCAGCGUGAGGCACAAACUGGUGCACUUGACCUUGAAGAAGAAGUCCAAACUGACAGAGGAGGUGACCAAGAGGCUGCAUGACGGAGAGUCCACGGUGCAGGGCAACAGCAUGCUGGAGGACCGGCCCACCUCCAACCUGGAGAAGCUGCACUUCAUCAUUGGCAACGGCAUCCUGCGGCCAGCACUCCGGGAUGAGAUCUACUGCCAGAUCAGCAAGCAGCUCACUCACAACCCCUCCAAGAGCAGCUAUGCCCGGGGCUGGAUCCUCGUGUCUCUCUGUGUGGGCUGCUUCGCCCCCUCUGAGAAGUUCGUUAAGUACCUGCGGAACUUCAUCCACGGAGGACCACCUGGCUACGCCCCAUACUGUGAGGAGCGGCUCAGGAGGACCUUCGUCAAUGGGACACGGACACAGCCACCAAGCUGGCUGGAGCUGCAGGCCACCAAGUCCAAGAAGCCUAUCAUGUUGCCUGUGACGUUCAUGGACGGGACCACCAAGACCCUGUUGACAGACUCGGCAACCACGGCCAAGGAGCUCUGCAAUGCGCUAGCCGACAAGACCUCACUCAAGGACCGCUUCGGGUUCUCCCUCUACAUCGCCCUGUUUGAUAAGGUGUCCUCCCUGGGCAGUGGCAGCGACCACGUCAUGGACGCCAUCUCCCAGUGUGAGCAGUAUGCCAAGGAGCAAGGUGCCCAGGAGCGCAACGCCCCAUGGAGGCUCUUCUUCCGCAAGGAGGUCUUCACUCCCUGGCACAACCCCUCAGAAGACAAUGUGGCCACCAACCUCAUCUACCAGCAGGUGGUGCGAGGGGUCAAGUUUGGGGAGUACAGGUGUGAGAAGGAGGAUGACUUGGCCGAGCUGGCUUCCCAGCAGUACUUUGUGGACUAUGGCUCCGAGAUGAUCCUGGAGCGCCUGCUGAACCUCGUGCCCACCUACAUCCCUGACCGCGAGAUCACACCCCUGAGGACGCUGGAGAAGUGGGCCCAGCUGGCCAUUGCUGCCCACAAGAAGGGGAUUUAUGCCCAGAGGAGAACUGAUGCCCAGAAGGUCAAAGAGGAUGUGGUCAACUAUGCCCGCUUCAAGUGGCCCUUGCUCUUCUCCAGGUUUUACGAAGCCUACAAGUUCUCAGGCCCCAGCCUCCCUAAGAACGACGUCAUUGUGGCUGUCAACUGGACGGGCGUCUACUUCGUGGACGAGCAGGAGCAGGUGCUUCUGGAGCUGUCCUUCCCCGAGAUCAUGGCCGUGUCCAGCAGUAGGGGAGCGAAACUGGUAGCCCCCAGCUUUACGCUGGCCACCAUCAAGGGGGAUGAGUACACCUUCACCUCCAGCAAUGCUGAGGACAUCCGUGACCUGGUGGUCACCUUCCUGGAGGGGCUCCGAAAGAGGUCUAAGUAUGUGGUGGCCCUGCAGGACAACCCCAGCCCUGCGGGCGAGGAGUCAGGCUUCCUCAGCUUUGCCAAGGGGGACCUCAUCAUCCUGGACCAUGACACAGGAGAGCAGGUCAUGAACUCAGGCUGGGCCAAUGGCAUCAAUGAGAGGACCAAGCAGCGUGGGGACUUCCCCACCGACUGCGUGUAUGUCAUGCCCACUGUCACCAUGCCACCGCGGGAGAUUGUGGCCCUGGUCACCAUGACCCCCGACCAGAGGCAGGACGUUAUCCGGCUCUUGCAGAUGCGAACACCAGAGCCUGAGGUGCGCACCAAGCCCUACACGCUGGAGGAAUUUUCCUACGACUACUUCAGGCCCCCACCCAAGCACACACUGAGCCGAGUGAUGGUGUCCAAGACCCGCGGCAAAGACCGGCUGUGGAGCCACACGCGGGAGCCGCUCAAGCAGGCGCUGCUGAAGAAGAUCCUGGGCAGCGAGGAGCUCUCGCAGGAGGCCUGCAUGGCCUUCAUCGCCGUGCUCAAGUACAUGGGUGACUACCCGUCCAAGAGGAUGCGCUCCGUCAAUGAGCUCACAGACCAGAUCUUCGAGGGUGCCCUGAAGGCUGAGCCCCUCAAGGACGAGGUGUAUGUGCAGAUCCUGAAGCAGCUGACUGACAACCACAUCAGGUAUAGUGAGGAGCGGGGCUGGGAGCUGCUCUGGCUGUGCACGGGGCUCUUCCCGCCCAGCAACAUCCUCCUGCCACACGUGCAGCGCUUCCUGCAGUCCCGCAAGCCCUGCCCACUCGCCAUCGACUGCCUGCAGCGGCUCCAGAAAGCCCUAAGAAACGGGUCCCGGAAGUACCCCCCGCACUUGGUGGAGGUGGAGGCCAUCCAGCACAAAACCACCCAGAUUUUCCACAAGGUCUACUUUCCCGAUGACACGGACGAGGCCUUCGAGGUGGAGUCCAGCACCAAGGCCAAGGACUUCUGCCAGAACAUCGCUGCCCGGCUUCUCCUCAAGUCCUCCGAGGGAUUCAGCCUCUUCGUCAAAAUUGCAGAUAAGGUCAUCAGCGUCCCUGAGAAUGACUUCUUCUUCGACUUCGUACGACACCUGACGGACUGGAUAAAGAAAGCACGGCCUGUCAAGGAUGGAAUCGUGCCCUCGCUCACCUACCAAGUCUUCUUCAUGAAGAAGCUGUGGACCACCACGGUGCCAGGGAAGGACCCCAUGGCCGAUUCCAUCUUCCACUAUUACCAGGAGUUGCCCAAGUAUCUCCGAGGCUACCACAAGUGCACGCGGGAGGAAGUGCUGCAGCUGGGGGCACUCAUCUACAGGGCCAAGUUUGAGGAGGACAAGUCCUACUUCCCCAGUAUCCCCAAGCUUCUACGGGAGCUGGUGCCCCAGGACCUCAUCCGGCAGAUCUCACCUGACGACUGGAAGCGGUCCAUCGUCGCCUAUUUCAACAAGCACGCAGGGAAGUCCAAGGAGGAGGCCAAGCUGGCCUUCCUGAAGCUCAUCUUCAAGUGGCCCACCUUCGGCUCAGCCUUCUUCGAGGUGAAGCAAACUACAGAGCCAAACUUUCCUGAGAUUCUCCUAAUUGCCAUCAACAAGUAUGGGGUCAGCCUCAUUGAUCCCAGAACCAAGGACAUCUUGACCACUCACCCGUUCACCAAGAUCUCCAACUGGAGCAGCGGCAACACCUACUUCCACAUCACCAUUGGGAACCUGGUGCGCGGGAGCAAACUUCUCUGUGAGACGUCACUGGGCUACAAGAUGGAUGACCUCCUGACUUCCUAUAUUAGCCAGAUGCUCACAGCCAUGAGCAAACAGCGGGGCUCCAGGAGUGGCAAGUGAAGAGCGGGGAGGCGGUGCUGGCUCUGUGCCUGCUCUCUAGGCAGCAGCUGGCUCAGGACCAUCAGCUACCUCUGCAGCCGGGGGAAGACCUUUGCCAUCAAGGCAGGGAGGCUGAGCCGGCUGGCCACCACUGACCGUACCCUCGAGGCCUCUGACCCUUCGUCCGGUGCAGCAGCUUCGCCGGGAUGCAGAACUCCCCUCCAUCCACCCCUGAAGCACCCGGUUGGUUCUAGUCCUGGCUUGCUGUGGCCUUCCCAGUUGUAAAACCCUGUGCUCCUUGGAUGCUGUUCUUAUCUCAGACUAGCCCUACUACGUGACUUCUUUUGACUUUCUAUGCACCACCAGGAGAGGUAACCAAGAGGACUACCUAGUUCUUCAUGCUGGGAACACCAAACCAAGAUUGUUCUGAAGCCUAAGGGACUGGCUUAAUUCCCCUAAGUCCAGGAGCCUCAGCUGGGGUGAGGGAGACAGACCACUUUUAUAUAUUACAGUGUGAGUGAGUGCUGAGCCCCUGCUCGAGGCUCCCCUGAUCACCUCAGGCAUAAAGCAUGUGUUCCAUCUUCUGGCCCUGUAGUGUCUUUGCUGGGGGAGGGGCAGGGUGUGGGGCCUGGACAGGGCCCUUUGGGGGAGUGGCCUAUAGAACUGUCUCCUUAGUCCGUGCGUGCAGGGUC